Molecule: messenger RNA, 1923 nt
Organism: Ilyonectria robusta
Lineage: Eukaryota; Fungi; Ascomycota; Sordariomycetes; Hypocreales; Nectriaceae
Product: saponin hydrolase precursor
Exons: 1
Coding region: 1-1923 (640 amino acids)
Source: RefSeq, a predicted model, not a curated record
AUGGCUCGAAUCCUCUCUGUAGGCCGCGCCCUACUGGCUGGUGUGGUUAUUGCAUCAGCAUCAGCUGCUGUGCCGGCACCGCCCAAGCCUGAGCCCAUCGAGGUCGUCGAGCUGCCAUUGCCUCCCGUUUCACCCAAUACGGCCCCGGGUUCUUGCAACUCGGACGUCAACCCGCGUGGCACCGGCUGUAUUGCACAGAAAGGAGGCGGUUCCACCCGUGACACCAUUGGCAUCCUCGCACAAGGCGACUUUCUUCCUGACGGCAAGCAUGUCCUGACCAUGGUCACCUUUGUGGGAGCCCCCAACGCCCCAGAUCCUGCGGCCAUCUUCAGCGGGGAGCAGAUCAUCAUCGUGAAGACGGAUAAUAAGAAGUUUCCCAACGGCGACACUUGGAAGUGUCUCACCUGCGGGAUCCCUGCGGCCAACGCCAAAAACAGGACAGAGCUCCUCGACUAUCCGCAGGCCUUCAACGACGGGAAGCGUAUUCUCGCCGGCGACAACAUCAUUGAUUGCGGCAAGCACCAUCUCACAAGCCCCAAGUGCACCCCAAAAGUCACCUUUAUGUAUCCCAUCCGCUGGGAAGCAUCUACCAAAGGUGGCGAGGGAGGCGACAUUCGCGAGCUCCGUCUCCAUCCCGACAGCGUCCAUCUUGGCUUCAGCUCCUUCUAUAACAGCAACGGAAAGCUAGGUCAGGCGGCAUAUUUCUCCAGGCUCCAGUUCAACCCAUCGCCCAAGACAGGCUUGCCUCUGGUCCCCCGCUACGACCUCGUCAGCGUAACUCGCCUUAUUGAUCCGGACGGUGUUGCCCCCCUCUCGGUCAAUGGAGACGAGCUUGAAGUCAACCGCGACGCCAUUACUGUUGGUGAGCUCCGUGGCUUCUCCGGCAGGGGAUACGAGGCCAUCUACGUAGGCUACCCUUGGGAGUCUUCCAAUAUUGACGUUUUUACCAUUCACCUGAAGACUGGCAACAUCCGCCGCUUAACCAGCCACCCAGAAUACGUCGAUCCGAUCCAUGUUUCUCCCGAUGAUAAAUGGUUUGUCAUUGAGGAUACGCGUGGCUCCGGCCGCCAAAUGUUCAUGGCCGGGAUGCGCGGGAUCCCGCCUGUAACCGACUUGGUCAGUACCAGCGUGACCACAGCAACGCGCAACAACGGCCCCCGACGCUUCUUCCAGCCGUUCCUUCUCGAUCACUAUGGUGACCGUGGUGAAUACUUUGGCCAGAAGAUCAACGGGCCUGGACGCGGCGUACCCGGCAGUGGUGAUAUCGACGACCCUGAAUGGAAUGCAAUGGCCGAGCCCAGAUGGAGCCCCUACGGAAAUGAGAUUGUGUACUGGCAGGCUCAGACCAUCUCUCCCGAAUGUGGUGGAGACAACUCUCUGCUAUGUUACCCUUCCAAAGCACCUGGGGCCAGGACCUACCGUCUGAUGCUGGCUAAGUUGAUUAGUCGGGCACCCAAGAAGCUCCCUCCCGUCACGAAAGUAUCUGAUGAGAUCCCGUGGGGUGAACCUUACAUCCCGGGCAGUCUCCCAAAAGGCCGUGGUGAGCCAGCUGCUGGCGAAUACACUCUCAAGGGCAAAUUCGCAGGUUUUGCCGACGUUAGCUUCGUCAACCGAGAGGGCGACCCUUCCGCUCCGAUUGGCACUGUUGCUGCGAUAUACCACAAUUUCUCGGACGAUGGAACGUCCUUUAUUAAUGGAUGGGAGAACGUCACUUCUCGGUCACUUUCUCCAACCGUCAACGUCGUUGACUGGUACUCGGACCUAGUGCAGACAGGUGAAGAUGAAUACCUCGCUACCAAAAAGACCAGUCCUGAUGGUUUCCACUUGAGGAUUGACGUGCUGACGAAUUAUUUCAACGCAAAUGGCACACUUACCACAACCAUCAAUGGCAAGGAUUACAAGCAGCCCGCGAACAACACCUAA